AUGGUGGUGUUCUCUAGAAGCCUUUAUGUUCCGACAGACGCUGAUCCAACAGAAUCAUUACUGCAAGUGCUUCCACCCAGCGAUGCAUUGCUGAGGGAAUGUAAAAAGGCUUUGUCCGUGAAUGAAUCGGCUCCAAAGUGGAUUCGAGAUGCAGCGGAGAGAACGUCAUCACUUUUGAAAUCGAACCUGAAGGCCAAGAGUGACGAAAAGGAAAGAAGAAAGAACAUCAUACUGAGUUUUCCUGAAACAAAUCCUAUCUUCGUGAACAGACCUCAACAGGACGAUGGGAUGGAUUGUGUCAUGGCUCAUUGA
Messenger RNA from Cooperia oncophora, 312 nucleotides. The record is from the annotation of a GenBank genome assembly. Lineage: Eukaryota; Metazoa; Nematoda; Chromadorea; Rhabditida; Trichostrongylidae.